ACUUCUCAAAAACUUAUUUAAAAAGUUUCGGUAUUUUUUGAAAGACGAAAGGUCCGCGGGUUCCCGAGUCUUUACAAACUUCGCGUACAAUAAGUUCGAAUCCCGGCCGCGGCAGCUGCAUUUUCGAUGGCGGCAAAAAUGCUUGAGGCUCGUGUACUUAGAUUUAGGUGCACGUUAAAGAAGCCCAGGUGGUCGAAAUUACCGGAGCCCUCCACUACGGCGUUUCUCAUAAUCAUAUUGUGGUUUUGGGACGUUAAACCCAGAUAAUAUUAAAUCACGACUGCCAUGAAAAUAUGCAAAAAGCGCGCAGUCUUUUUUUCAGACGCUAAUUUUACUUAAGGACGCAUUUUUUUUCUUAACUUCAACCGACUCUGAUAGUUAAGUGUUUAUGUAGCCGUUGACUUCUUCGACAAAUCGCACUGGUGUGCAUCGCGGAUGAUCGGACGAAAGGCGCACUAGGGCGCACCGACGCGAUUUGUCGAACUUGCUGCUCAGUGACGUGAAACUUGCGCACGCUUAACAUUCCUAGUCUCGCCGCGCAGGGGGCCGGCGUGGGCAUAUUGACGUCAAUGGUGGUUACCUUUUGGAUUGGCAUCGGCGCAUUUUACUACAAGCCAGCGAAACGGUUGGCUCGGCGCUCUGUAAUGGGAUGCCUGCAGGAGUACAUCAAUGCGACGCACCAGAACCCUGCGAACGUGACCUUCCCCGUCCUUCCCGAUCCUGAUGUAGCCAACAAGGACAUAUUCUACGCCUACCGGAUCUCGUAUGUCUGGUACAGCAUGAUUGCCUGCAUGCUGGUCGUCUUCGUCGGAAUCGCCGUUAGCUUUAUCACCGGUGAGUUGUCAUAAACGAGGAGUUCUUCAUAGGCCUGCGCAGGGUUGCCCAUCAGGUGGGGG
This is a messenger RNA of Rhipicephalus sanguineus (brown dog tick), 896 nucleotides long. RefSeq names its product sodium-coupled monocarboxylate transporter 2-like. The coding region runs from base 570 to 848 and encodes 92 amino acids. Lineage: Eukaryota; Metazoa; Arthropoda; Arachnida; Ixodida; Ixodidae. The transcript has 2 exons. The record is from RefSeq and is a predicted model, not a curated record.